Molecule: messenger RNA, 5397 nt
Organism: Coregonus sp. 'balchen'
Lineage: Eukaryota; Metazoa; Chordata; Actinopteri; Salmoniformes; Salmonidae
Source: the annotation of a GenBank genome assembly
AUGGCAAGGUUUAGACGAAAAUCUUGCUCCACAUUUAUUGGUUUGGUGUUGCUCGUAUUCAUAGUAACAGUUGUUUUAAAGUCCUUUACACCAGAAUAUUCUCCAUUUGGAAGACGCUUUGAUCUUGAAUUGUUGCCUAAUUUCAAGGGACCUGGAAAAAAUGACAUUCAAAUGCUUAGUAACAUUGACAGUGUCGUCACUGAAGCAGCACUGACCAAAACGAAUGACACACACUCCGAGAGGGUCAAGAACAUAGAGGCUGCCCUCAGGCAAUUCCCUGCUCCAAACUACAACAUUCAUGCCUUUUACUACACGUGGUAUGGCAACACACAGUUUGAUGGAAAGUACAUUCACUGGGACCACCCUCUUCUGCCACACUGGGAUUCAAAGGUGGCAGCAGGAUACCCAAGAGGGAGACACAGCCCACCAGAUGACAUUGGGGCCAACUUCUAUCCUGCUUUGGGAGCUUAUAGUUCCAGGGACCCCUCUGUUAUUGAAGCUCACAUGAAGCAACUGCGAGCAGCAGCUAUUGGUACGGCUCUGAUGUUGGUAAUACAAUUAAUUUUGUAUUUUUCUGCUAAGGUAAGACCCAUGUUUGCCAUGUCAUUCAUCAUCAGUUGAAUAACUCAGUCUGCAUUUCUAGGUGUUCUUGCUGUUUCCUGGUAUCCACCUGGCAUGAAGGAUGAAAACGGUGAGCCAACAGAUGACAUUGUGCCUUUGAUACUGGAGUUGGCGCAUACAUAUCAUGUAAAGGUGUGUAUGAUGAUCAUGCAAAAGAGCAAGCAUGGCUCAUAUACAGUGGGGUUCGAAAUUCUUGGCACCCUUUAAAAGAUGCGCAGAAAUGACUGUACAAAAUAAAUACUUCAAAUACUGAGCUACAGUGGGGACAACAAGUAUUUGAUACACUGCCGAUUUUGCAGGUUUUCCUACUUACAAAGCAUGUAGAGGUCUGUAAUUUUUUAUCAUAGGUACACUUCAACUGUGAGAGACAGAAUCUAAAACAAAAAUCCAGAAAAUCACAUUGUAUGAUGUUUAAGUAAUUAAUUUGCAUUUUAUUGCAUGACAUAAGUAUUUGAUCACCUACCAACCAGUAAGAAUUCCGGCUCUCACAGACCUGUUAGUUUUUCUUUAAGAAGCCCUCCUGUUCUCCACUCAUUACCUGUAUUAACUGCACCUGUUUGAACUCGUUACCUGUAUAAAAGACACCUGUCCACACACUCAAUCAAACAGACUCCAACCUCUCCACAAUGGCCAAGACCAGAGAGCUGUGUAAGGACAUCAGGGAUAAAAUUGUAGACCUGCACAAGGCAGGGAUGGGCUACAGGACAAUAGGCAAGCAGCUUGGUGAGAAGGCAACAACUGUUGGCGCAAUUAUUAGAAAAUGGAAGAAGUUCAAGAUGACGGUCAAUCACCCUCGGUCUGGGGCUCCAUGCAAGAUCUCACCUUGUGGGGCAUCAAUGAUCAUGAGGAAGGUGAAGGAUCAGCCCAGAACUACACGGCAGGACCUGGUCAAUGACCUGAAGAGAGCUGGGACCACAGUCUCAAAGAAAACCAUUAGUAACACACUACGCCAUCAUGGAUUAAAAUCCUGCAGCGCACGCAAGGUCCCCCUGCUCAAGCCAGAGCAUGUCCAGGCCCGUCUGAAGUUUGCCAAUGACCAUCUGGAUGAUCCAGAGGAGGAAUGGGAGAAGGUCAUGUGGUCUGAUGAGACAAAAAUAGAGCUUUUUGGUCUAAACUCCACUCGCCGUGUUUGGAGGAAGAAGAAGGAUGAGUACAACCCCAAGAACACCAUCCCAACUGUGAAGCAUGGAGGUGGAAACAUCAUUCUUUGGGGAUGCUUUUCUGCAAAGGGGACAGGACGACUGCACCGUAUUGAGGGGAGGAUGGAUGGGGCCAUGUAUCGCGAGAUCUUGGCCAACAACCUCCUUCCCUCAGUAAGAGCAUUGAAGAUGGGUCGUGGCUGGGUCUUCCAGCAUGACAACGACCCGAAACACACAGCCAGGGCAACUAAGGAGUGGCUCCUUAAGAAGCAUUUCAAGGUCCUGGAGGGGCCUAGCCAGUCUCCAGACCUGAACCCAAUAGAAAAUCUUUGGAGGGAGCUGAAAGUCCGUAUUGCCCAGCGACUGCCCCGAAACCUGAAGGAUCUGGAGAAGGUCUGUAUGGUGGAGUGGGCCAAAAUCCCUGCUGCAGUGUGUGCAAACCUGGUCAAGACCUACAGGAAACGUAUGAUCUCUGUAAUUGCAAACAAAGGUUUCUGUACCAAAUAUUAAGUUCUGCUUUUCUGAUGUAUCAAAUACUUAUGUCAUGCAAUAAAAUGCAAAUUAAUUACUUACAAAUCAUACAAUGUGAUUUUCUGGAUUUUUGUUUUAGAUUCCGUCUCUCACAGUUGAAGUGUACCUAUGAUAAAAAUUACAGACCUCUACAUGCUUUGUAAGUAGGAAAACCUGCAAAAUCUGCAGUGUAUCAAAUACUUGUUCUCCCGACUGUAUAUUGUAUGCUGAAAGAAAUGGGGAUAUUCUAUUUUGUACUAAUACAAUUGCUUAGAGAAAGAGAUUAGAGGAAAUAAAAUAAAAAAAUCUCAACAAGAUAGGGGUAAAAAUUAUUGACACCCCUGUUUUCAAUACCUCACCUUGCGAGGAUAAUGGCACUGAGCCUAUUUAGAAAAUGUUUUAUGAGUUGGAGAACACAUUGAGAGGGCUCUUAGACCAUUCCUCCAUACAGAAUCCUUCCAGAUCCUGUCCUCUUCAAUUCAAACCACAGGGGUUCAAGUUCAGAGACUGUGAUGGCUAUUGCAAAAUUCUGAUUUUGUGGCCAAUUAACAAUUUCUUUGUGAAUUGUUUUAUGUGUGCUUGGGGUUAUUGUCAUGCUGGAGGAUCCACCUGUGGACAGUUUCAGCCACAUGGCAGAGGCAAUCAGGUUUUGGGCUAAAAUAUCCUGGUACUGGUUGAAGAUCAUGAUGCCGUUGACCUUAACAAGUGCCACCGGACCAGUGGAAGCAAAAUAGCCCCAUAACAUCAAAGAUCCACCACCAUAUUUUACAGUAGCUAUGGGCUUAUUUUCUGCUCAUGCAUUCUCAUUUCGAUGCCAAACCCACCACUGGUGUGCGUGCCCGAAGAGCUCUAUUUUCAUGUCAUCUGACCAAAGCACCGGUUCCAAUCCAAGUGGCAAAUACCAAUGCAGUUUAGCAAACUCCAGGUAUUUAAAUUUGUUGGAUGACAUGAAAAUACAGCUCUUUGGUGUCAAUGAGAAUGCAUGAGCAGAAAAUAACCCCCAUACCUACUUUAAAAUAUGGUGGUGGAUCUUUGACGUUAUGGGGCUAUUUUGCUUGGUGUUGGAUCACCUGAGUUGACUAACCUGUUCACAGGAUUGGUUAACUCUUGAGGUUCCUAGUGUCUCCACAGAGCUAGUUAAAUGUACUUUUAGUUUUAAUGCACCGUAUUGCUGGAACAAAAUUCUAAAUACAUUUGAUGUUCUGGUGCUGUUCGGGCAAUUUAAAGUAUUGAUUGGGGAUUUAUCUGUGGAGGAAUGUAACUGUUUUUCUGAGUGAUUUGUGAUGUUUUAUUUGUGCUUAGGAUGACUGUGUUUUUUUAUUUUAAUAUAUAUAUUUUGUGUUUUCAUGUGUAUUUAAUAUUGUAUUAUACAGGGCGCAUCUGGAAAAGAGACCUAGGUCUCAAUAUGUCUUCCCUGUCAAAAUAAAAAAUACAUAUAAAUGGGGUUAUUUUGCUUCCACUGGUCCUGGGGCCCUUGUUAGAGGAAUCAUGAACUUUACCCAGUACCAGGAUAUUUUAGCCAAAAACCUGGUUGCCUCUGCCAGGGGGCUGAUACUUGGCCACAAGUGGAUCUUCCAGCAAGACAAUAUCCCACGCACACAUCAAAAUCCACAAAGAAAUUGUUAAUUGGCCACAAAAUCAACAUUUUGCAAUGGCCAUCUCAGUCUCCGGACAUGAACCCCUUUGAAAACCUAUGGUUUGAAUUGAAGAGGGCACUCCAUAAGCACAGACAAAUGAUAUCAUGGAUCUGGAAGGAUUCUGUGGGGAGGAAUUGUCUAAGAUCCCCCCCCCAUGUGUUUUUUAACUCCUAAAACAUUUUAGAAAAAGGCUCAGUGCCGUUAUCCUUGCUAGGUGAGGUAUUGAAAACAGGGGUGUCAAUCAUUUAGACCUACAUUUUUGAGAAAAUAAAUGAUUACUUGUUAAACUAAAUCUAUUUUCUCUGAGCAAUUGUUUUAGUAUGAAUUCAAAAUAAUUUCAAAAAAAAAUUUAGCAUACAAUAUAGCUCAGUAUUUGAAUUAUUUAUUUUAUACAGUCAUUUUUGCUUAUCUUUAUCAAGGGUGUGAAUACUUUUAUUCUUUGACCAACAAUUUUCAGUUCUCAAAUCCAAUGCUUAUUUUUUCCAUAUUACUGUUGAUUUUUGUUUACUACACAGGUUGCUUUUCACAUUGAACCAUACAAAGGAAGAGAUGAAACAAGUAUGUUUAACAAUGUCAAGUACAUCAUAGAGAAGUAAGUAUUACACCAUUCCUUAUUUUAUAUUUCUGAUUGGCUUUUAGCCUUGUCAGUAUCAAUGGAGUUCCACUUCUAUUACUAUUCAACAUAGGUUUUACCCCAGCUUAACUCAUUCAUUUGUUCAGUAAUACCUUAUAUUGGCAAUGUUUAAAAUACUACCUCAGCUUUAUGGAUUUGUAUGUGAUUGAACAGCCCAUCUUUGUAAGUAGACUCUAUUUGUAAAAUGGUACUUAAUUUGUAAUCUUGUCAUUCUAUCUAAAGAUAUGGUGAGCACCCUGCAUUCUACAGGCAUAGAACAAACACUGGCAAAUUUCUUCCUCUAUUCUACGUCUACGAUUCCUAUCUACUCAACUCAGAACAGUGGGCAAAACUCCUGAAACACACCGAAAGCAGUAGCAUUAGAGAUACUCCCUAUGAUGGCAUCUUCAUAGCCCUCCUUGUUGAAGAUAAACACAAGAGGGAUAUCGUCACGGCAGGUUUCGACGGAGUCUACACUUACUUUGCCACUAAUGGGUUUUCCUAUGGCUCCACUCACCGCAAUUGGGAGUCCAUUAAAACAUUCUGUGACGACAACAACCUGUUGUUCAUUCCGAGUGUGGGGCCAGGUUAUAUUGACACCAGUAUUAGGCCUUGGAAUUUCCAGAAUACACGCAACCGCAUUAACGGGAAGUACUAUGAAAUGGCCCUGAGUGCAGCCCUAGAAGCAAGUGCUGAUAUUAUAUCUAUAACGUCAUUUAAUGAAUGGCAUGAGGGAACCCAGAUUGAGAUGGCAAUUCCAAAAACAAGCCAGACUAUGUACCUAGACUACUUACCACACAAGCCUGUUGUCUAUUUAGAGAUAACUCGCAAAUGGGCAGCAAUAUUUAGCAAUGAAAGGAAGAGAUGGCCAGAAUGA